AAAAUCCCGGCUCUUAGAGUCCACGGUCUGACUGGGGGCCGGGGCGCAGCCCUAGGCGGUUCCUCGACCUUUUAAGCUCUGGUGGCUGCACCAGACUUUUCUUCCUCCGAGACGAGAAAGGGAGAAACUUCUUGUCAUCUCACCUCGUGUUGCUUGGGUUGUUUGGGAGGAGAACUUCUCACGGGUUCGGGAAGAGAGAAGAAAUCGAAGCGAUGCCGACCAUCACGAAGCUUUACUCGAUGAAAGAAGCCUCCCAGCACAACACCCAGGAGGAUUGCUGGGUCGUCAUCGACGGCAAGGUAUACGACGUGACAAAGUAUUUGGACGACCACCCUGGAGGAGAUGAUGUUCUCCUAUCAGCAGCUGGGAAGAACUCAACUGAAGAGUUCGAAGAUGCAGGCCACAGCAAAAGUGCUAGAGAGCUCAUGCAAGAUUAUUGUAUUGGAGAAUUAGAUCCAACACCUGCUAUCCCAGAGCUCGAAAUCGUUAGGAAGGACCAACCUUCCAACCUCAUUACCAAGCUUUCAAGCAAGACAUUGCAGUAUUGGGCUGUCCCAGCAACCAUCAUUGGGAUCUCAGUAGUGACUGCCAUUUUGUACUCACGCAAGAAGUAACACGGUCAAAAAAAUUACCACCUUAUCUUAUUCAACUUCUGAAAUUCAAACACACCAUUCCUUUAUUCUAAAAUGGAUGCAUCAUCCUAAUACAAACUCUGAAUUGAGAGAGAUUCUGUCUUCAAAGUUCAUGCAUCAUUCUUGAUAAAACAUGAGUAUUCAUACCGAUAUAUAACAGACAUUGCAUUGGUGAAUUGCUUUAUUUGUCACUGUCGGUGGAUAAGCCAUCGAAAGAUGGCAGGACUGAAGGACGGAGCCGGUAGAGGAACUUGCGGAAGCUGUGUUGGCUGUACAUUUCCCCCUCCUCUGCAUUGUCAAGGAUUGCAGUCGAUCGGCGAGUCUUGUUGAUUCUGCAAGGGGAAGGUCGUUCUUGUUAAGUUGUACUCUUUUAUACACAGGAUCAUCUACAUAAUUAUCAAGUCCACCAUCUACUUAGCAUGCGAAACAUCACAGUUUAACUUUUUCUGAACUGCUAUUCUCUGAUUUGAAUUGAUGAUCUUUCCAUUUCUUA
This is a messenger RNA of Elaeis guineensis (African oil palm), 1125 nucleotides long. Its product is annotated as cytochrome b5. Lineage: Eukaryota; Viridiplantae; Streptophyta; Magnoliopsida; Arecales; Arecaceae. Gene Ontology annotation, cellular component: intracellular membrane-bounded organelle; membrane. The record is from RefSeq and is a predicted model, not a curated record. Gene Ontology annotation, molecular function: heme binding.